AUGCCUCCACUCCCCAAAUACGAAUACACCGGGCCGGUGGAUUGCACUAUCCCCCCCGACAGGGCCCAACUCAAGGGCAAGAGUGUAAUUGUGACAGGAGGGGCCAAUGGAAUGGGCGAGUCAACUGUUCGGGCGUUCGCCGCAGAAGGGGCAUUCGUCACCAUUGCCGACGUCAACGACGAGCGUGGCAACAACCUCGCAAAGGAGCUCCACCCGAACGCCCAAUUCGUUCACUGCAACAUCACUAGCUGGGAAGAACAGGUGCAGACCUUCGAAGCAGCCAUUGCGAACUCCCCAAACCGCAGCUGUGACGUGGUCAUUGCGAACGCGGGCAUCAGCCGCGCCAGCGGAGAUGACCUGUGGCCGUUGGACGAUCCCAAUGCCCCCCCAGUCAAGCCGGGCCUCGCUAUCAUUGACGUGAAUAUGAUCGGGACGCUGUAUACGUGGAAGCUAGCUGUACAUUACUUUCGCAAGCAGCCGGAUGUUCCCGAGCGUGAUCGGUGCUUUAUCAUUACCGGAAGCAUGGUGGCUUGGAUAGACUCGCCAGCCAACUGGCAAUACACGUGCACCAAAUACGGCCUGCGCGGGCUGAUGCGCGUUGCAAGACGCAGUUCAUGGGAACAGGGUAUUCGGAUUAACUACGUUGCGCCGUGUUAUAUCAAGAGUGCGAUUCGGUCGCCGGAAUACGAAGCAGAGCUUACCCGCAAGGGGGUGCAAUUUGCGCCGCAGGAGGAUGUUGCCAUGUGCAUGAUGAGGCUUGCUACUGAUCAGACUAUCAAUGGUCACUCCCUGAUGAUCACGCCCAAGUCAGUGGCAAAAGAGGGCUUCAAAGAUGCCGAGCAGGAUGACCAUAUUGAGGAGGGAUACUUGAAGCGCAAUCAGGAGACGCAGUUGCGCGUUAUUGAGGAUCAGUGGCAGGUGGGAUGGAGCAAGACACGUACGGCUGAAGGGGCCACGAAGAGUAAUGGGCAUAGUUGA
Molecule: messenger RNA, 978 nt
Organism: Aspergillus candidus
Lineage: Eukaryota; Fungi; Ascomycota; Eurotiomycetes; Eurotiales; Aspergillaceae
Product: putative short chain dehydrogenase/reductase
Exons: 8
Coding region: 1-978 (325 amino acids)
Molecular function (GO): oxidoreductase activity
Source: RefSeq, a predicted model, not a curated record